AUGAGUGGCGAAGGUGAUGAUAACAUCGAUGCAUCACGAACUGCCUGUGCGGAAAGUCUUUUGAACUUCGACUAUGAAACAGUCAAGCCAAGUUGUCCGUUUUCCGUGAAUUCUGACCCGUCGCUACUUUUGCUUCGCUGUGCUCAUUUUGCCGCAGUGAAACACACUACUGAGCGUCGGAAAGAUCCCCAACGUACGCCCUACAUCAAUCAUCCUUUAGGUGUGGCUCACAUCUUGGCAGAAGAAGGCGGAGUGACGGAUAUAAAAGUUUUGAUGGCUGCCAUGCUUCACGACACUGUUGAAGAUACUGACACGAGUUUUGAAGAAAUCGAAGAAUUCUUCGGCGCUGAUGUUCGGAAAAUUGUCAGCGAAGUUACCGAUGACAUUCGCCUGCCUGCGGUAGAGCGCAAACAGAAACAAAUUCUCAACGCACGGAAAGCCAGUUACGAGGCUAAGCUUGUGAAACUCGCUGACAAGCUGUAUAAUUUGCGGGAUAUUAAUCGAGUUUACCCUGUGGGUUGGACUGAGGAUCGUGUGCAAGCUUAUUUUGACUGGUCUUACGAAGUUUAUUGCGGGCUGAAGGGCACUAAUGCUGCUCUCGAGCAGAAGUUGGAGGAAGUGUUUGCAGCUCGGCGUCAAUUGUCUAACGAUGAAAAACCGCGCGAAUGGAGCGAGCGAUUGGAGAUCAGCCUGAAAUGCAAAGAUUCUCAGCCGGUUCUCCUGAUCAUCUGCGUCGCGGCAUCUCGAGGAGGAGCUUCAUCGCCCGUCAAGCACCAUUCGGAGCAGGAUGGAUUAUCUGCAGAAUUGCACGUCGCUGAUGAGAAGCCGCGGAUCGUACUGGAAGACGCAAAACCCGUGAUUGAUCAUCAUGGAGCUGACAAGGAUUUGACCAGAGGUCGCUCCUCGGACAAUGGAUUGCAUGGCGGCCAUCAUCGCCGGACGAAUCGACAAGGAGGAAAUUCAGCAUCUUUCGGCGAAUCGGUCAUGGCGAUAAUUGGCAACCUGAUGCGCGACAACGGACUUGGCGGCGGCACUGGAGUGAAUGCAGAUGUUGAAUUCAGCAGCGAGUUUGGUCGCACAAUGAAUUCCGUGCUCAUCAUCAUGAGGAACCAGGCGAAUGCACUUCUGCAUCUCCUUCGAGCUCUAGCUCCACUCGACCGUGUUUUGGCGGAUAAUAAUUGGCGUUCGGCGCAAACCGCGAUGAUGCGUCAAGGCACUGCCAGCACUUUCAACAUCAUCAUGGACAUUUUGCUGCAAAUUGUGCGUGGACUCACGAGGUUGAUUGGUGGUAGUACGGAAGGUGUUCUGGCUGCGAUUGGGGUCAUUUUCGUCACUGCAAAUGGAAUUGUGGAGGCGAACCGAGUCAAGUACCUCAAUGACUAUGACUACCGUUGGCCAGACACAAUGACCAAGAACUCAGCAACUGCCAGCACUGUUUUCACCUUCUUUUGUGCCCUGUCAUGUCUCAUUGAUGGAGGAAUCACUGCAUGGAAAUCCACACGCAAUGGUUGA
Molecule: messenger RNA, 1512 nt
Organism: Notodromas monacha
Lineage: Eukaryota; Metazoa; Arthropoda; Ostracoda; Podocopida; Cyprididae
Source: the annotation of a GenBank genome assembly